Molecule: messenger RNA, 594 nt
Organism: Drosophila willistoni
Lineage: Eukaryota; Metazoa; Arthropoda; Insecta; Diptera; Drosophilidae
Product: dynein light chain roadblock-type 2
Exons: 2
Coding region: 96-470 (124 amino acids)
Biological process (GO): microtubule-based movement
Cellular component (GO): cytoplasmic dynein complex; cytoplasm; centrosome
Molecular function (GO): dynein intermediate chain binding
Source: RefSeq, a predicted model, not a curated record
AAUUUUGUAUAAUGAACUAAGAACUAAGAACGUGUGGCAAAAACAGUCGAAACCUAUAUUAAAAUCACUUUCCAAACAGACUUUAAAACAUUACAAUGGAGUCUCGAGAAAAAGAAAAAAAAACCCGCAUCCAAGCAGAUCAAGAUCGUUCCUAUGAUGGCGAUGCGUUUGUCAAUCUUUUUGCCCAUCGUGGAGCACGUGAAAUUCUUGUAUUAGACGGAAAUGGUUAUCCAUUGAGAUCGACUAUCAGUCAUCGUCGUACUUAUAUAUACGCCUCCUAUCUCAAACCCCUGACAUCGAUGGCACGUAAUGUUGUACGUGAUUUGGACCCCGCCAAUGAUGUUGUCUUUAUGCGUAUCCGUUCUGAAAUAAAUGAAGUUCAUAUCACAACGGGCAAAGAAUUCAUUCUGAUUGUUGUCCAAAAACUAAAGAAACGCCUAGAGAAACCAUCCAACAAAGUGAGCGGAUGAAGCCGAUCCUAUGGGAGACUGGCCAUACAUAUAAUUUAUUAUCCUUUUUUAGUAUCACUAAUUUGUUUUUCGCCAAGAUCAUUAAGUAUAGAAUUUACAAAGGUAAUAAAUUAUAAGAAAUGCA